Molecule: messenger RNA, 5981 nt
Organism: Castor canadensis (American beaver)
Lineage: Eukaryota; Metazoa; Chordata; Mammalia; Rodentia; Castoridae
Gene: Ctcf
Product: CCCTC-binding factor
Biological process (GO): regulation of transcription by RNA polymerase II
Cellular component (GO): nucleus
Molecular function (GO): DNA-binding transcription factor activity, RNA polymerase II-specific; RNA polymerase II transcription regulatory region sequence-specific DNA binding
Source: RefSeq, a predicted model, not a curated record
UCCUCCUGCUCUCUGCCUCCUGAGUAGCUAGGAUUACAGGUGUGAGCCACUGGCACCUGACUAGAAGUUAAUAAUUUAAAUGCAAGUCAGCAUCAUUAUUAUUUCUGGUAUCUAAGUUCCAAACUGUGCAAAGAGAAUUGCAAAAUGCAAAUAUCCUAGAGGUAUCUGUUUGGUAAUUUUCCUCUAAAUCUGCCUUUUCCUUAUGCUUCAGUCCUAAUGUAUAUACAAGAGACAAUUGGAAUAAUUUGGCUUCUAUUAAAAAAGGAGUCAUAUGUAAAAUUUUCAAAUACUUCACACAUUUCUAGAAUAGUAUCUAACCUAAGGCAAGUAACUGGGAUUAGGAGUGAGAAAACUAGUAUCCUGGUGUUGAGAAACCAAGCUACACCCUUUUCCAUGUCUGCAUUCAAGCAGCUGAAUGUUCCUGAAGAAAAUCUACAUACUGGCCCAUCUGGCUUAACUUUCAACUUAUGAUCACAAAUCUUAAACGUGUACCAAUGCCACCAAAGCAGUCCUAAGGAAAGGAUAGGACUUGCUUUCCUCUCCCCUACAUUUGCAUCUUAACCUUUGUUAUCCUUACUAUCAGUGGAAGCAUCCUAUCCAAGGUCUAUCCCUCUAUUUCCUUAUAUUCUUCUGUGGAUUUCAGUCCUCUGUGGGUCCAGCAAGCUGCCUCUCUCCUGUAUCAAGAAUCUUUUUCACCAAUGGUGCAUAAAAAUGCUAAAAAGCCCCACGGUCCUUUAAAAACCUCUCCUCUGGGUCAAGAUGGAGCUCUGUGGUUCAGCACUUACCUAGCAUGCGCAAGUCCCUGGGUGUGAUCACUAGCACGGAAAGGGGGAAAGGUACAACUCUCCUCUGACCUCAUAACCUUUUGCACUAUCACCAAAUUUCUCUUCUCCCCUCACAGCAAAACUUCUCUCAAGUUGCCUGUAUGUGCUGUCUCUAUUUCCCCACUUUUCUGUUCACUCUUUAACCUAUUCUAGUGUGGUCAAUAUCCCUGACUGACCCAUAUGAAUCAGGUCAAAGUCACCAACAACAUUCUAUAGUAACCUCCAAGGUAACCAAUUCAAUAGUCAUGCCUCUGGUUCAACUUUAUCAGAACUCUCAGCUGCUGAAGCUUUCCCUUCUACUUGAAACUCUGUCCUUGAAUUCCACAAUUCAAUACUCUAAAUUUCCUUCUCUCUUCCUGCCCUCUCUCUAAUGUUAGGGUAACACAGGAUUUGGUCCAGAAUUUUUCUUCUCUCUUUCCUUCAAGUCAAGGGUCAUACACAGUCCACAGCUAAAUUUAAACAUCUGAUUUAGUUGCCAACAUUUCAAAAAAUUUACAUUUUUAAAAAAAUCCAGACUUCUGAUUUCUUCAGAGGAAAAAACAGUAUCUGUCAAUAUUGGGCCAGCAUUCUCAUAACAGAGCAAUCAGCUGCACGGAGCAGGUCCCUCGACACGAGGUUCGUUUGUUAUCACCACAUCUAAUGCAAAGAAAUUGGGAAUACAGUCCUGAGCCACAUUUCCUUAAGUACCAAAACUCUCCUUAGGGAGCCACUAAAACACCUGGCAAUCGGCGUUCUGUCAACUUCACCGCUGGUUGGGCGAGGUCCGCAGGCGCCUCCUGGGGAGGAGGGGUUGAAGGACUCCGCCCUCAGGGAACUUAACAGCUCCCGGGCAAAGACAAGAAAUGCACAUUUUAAAACACAGAAUUACAUCGUGCCAAAUACUGCAAUUCUUUUCAGCUAAAGACGACUGUUGUGGUCUGCGGCAUACAAGCGUAAGUCUUCCGCUGCCUCUCCGGCUGAAGUGGCCUGAGGUCACCGAGAGGAGACCCUUACUCUCUUAUCUAGCAGUGGUUUUAGGAGACUCUCUUCUAGGGCAGAGAGAUAACCAAAAGCCGCUGGGCAAGGACAGCCCUUCUGCUGUUGCUCUUGGGUACUGUACUGUGUCAGAAGAGCUGCGAGCGCCAGGACACCCGUCGGGCCUUACUAGGUGGCUGGCCACAGAGCAGCGUUCGGAGGGCGGGUCCAGCCCGACUGAGGCGGAGACUGGGCGGGGCCGGGCCUAGGAGCAGCCUCAGCCUCACAGCCCAGCUCCGCGCGCGCUUCCUCCAGCCACCCCCACUCCUCCAGCCCUUAACGGGUUCAGGGGGCCCAAGACAGCAGCUAAGGAACCAGGUCAACCAGGCCAAGAUCCGGGACCGCCCAGAGGCGGCGGCCUCCGUCCAGGAAGCCCCACCCAGCCCGAGCCCGGAUGCCACCGCGCCAGCUGAGCCCACGCGCGACCGGGCGAGGGCGCGGGAGGGCGCGUGCGGCGUGACGACGCGACUCGCGGCGCGUCCCGUGACGCCAUCGCGCCUGCUUUUGAAAGUUGGCGCCCGGGGCCGCCUCCCAUGCUGCCCUGCGCCAACCCCUCCCCUCACCUUUCCUCCCCCGCCCUCCACUCGCCGCCCGGCCGGCCCCCCCACCCGUCCCUUCCCUUAUCAGCACCCGCGGCCCCGGCAGCGCCGACGCAGGCGCACUGCACCGCACGUCCGCCAUUUUGUGCCCGAGCCUGUGGAGCGAUUAAACCGUGCGCGGAGCUGCUUCUUUGGCGGCAGCGGCGGCAGCAGUAGCCGGUGCGGGCACGCGGAGCUGGCCGGGGACGCCGGGUGGCCGGAGCGGUGGAGCGGCGGCGGAGCGAGCGCCGCGGGGGGUGUGGCGCGGAGAAUGAUCUCAGACCUAAAACCAAAGAACAAGAUGCACUAGUAGACAGAUUGCCGACCAAGGAUUUGGGAGCUAGUUCUGUUAUCUGUCCUCAAACUGACUUCGCAGCCACGGAGAGGAAAGGGAAAUGGAAGGUGAGGCGGUCGAAGCCAUUGUGGAGGAGUCUGAAACUUUCAUUAAAGGGAAGGAGAGAAAGACAUACCAACGACGCCGGGAAGGGGGCCAGGAAGAAGAUGCUUGCCACCUACCCCAAAACCAGACAGAUGGGGGUGAGGUGGUCCAGGAUGUCAAUAGCAGUGUACAGAUGGUGAUGAUGGAACAGCUGGAUCCUACCCUUCUUCAGAUGAAGACUGAAGUAAUGGAGGGUACAGUGGCUCCAGAAGCAGAGGCUGCAGUAGAUGAUACCCAGAUCAUAACCUUGCAGGUUGUAAAUAUGGAGGAACAGCCCAUUAAUAUAGGAGAGCUUCAGCUUGUUCAAGUACCUGUUCCCGUGACUGUACCUGUUGCUACCACCUCAGUAGAAGAACUUCAGGGGGCUUAUGAAAAUGAAGUGUCUAAAGAGGGCCUUGCAGAAAGUGAACCCAUGAUAUGUCACACUUUACCUUUGCCUGAAGGGUUUCAGGUGGUGAAAGUGGGGGCCAACGGAGAGGUGGAAACACUAGAGCAAGGGGAACUUCCACCUCAGGAAGAUCCUAGUUGGCAAAAAGACCCAGACUAUCAGCCACCAGCCAAAAAAACAAAGAAAACCAAAAAGAGCAAACUGCGUUACACAGAGGAGGGCAAGGAUGUAGAUGUCUCUGUCUACGACUUUGAGGAAGAGCAACAAGAAGGUCUGUUGUCGGAGGUUAAUGCAGAGAAAGUGGUUGGUAAUAUGAAGCCUCCAAAGCCAACAAAAAUUAAAAAGAAAGGUGUAAAGAAGACAUUCCAGUGUGAGCUUUGCAGUUACACGUGUCCACGUCGUUCAAAUUUGGAUCGUCACAUGAAAAGCCACACUGAUGAGAGACCACACAAGUGCCAUCUCUGUGGUAGAGCAUUCAGAACAGUUACCCUCCUGAGGAAUCACCUUAACACACACACAGGUACUCGUCCUCACAAGUGCCCAGACUGUGACAUGGCCUUUGUGACCAGUGGAGAGUUGGUGCGGCAUCGUCGUUACAAACACACCCAUGAGAAGCCAUUUAAGUGUUCCAUGUGUGAUUAUGCCAGUGUAGAAGUCAGCAAAUUAAAACGUCACAUUCGCUCUCAUACUGGAGAGCGUCCGUUCCAGUGCAGUUUGUGCAGUUAUGCCAGCAGGGACACAUACAAGCUGAAAAGGCACAUGAGAACCCAUUCAGGGGAAAAACCUUAUGAAUGUUAUAUUUGUCAUGCUCGGUUUACCCAGAGUGGUACCAUGAAGAUGCACAUUUUACAGAAGCACACAGAAAAUGUGGCCAAAUUUCACUGUCCCCACUGUGACACUGUCAUAGCCCGAAAAAGUGAUUUGGGUGUCCACUUGCGAAAGCAGCAUUCCUAUAUUGAGCAAGGCAAGAAAUGCCGUUACUGUGAUGCUGUGUUUCAUGAGCGCUAUGCCCUCAUUCAGCAUCAGAAAUCACACAAGAACGAGAAGCGCUUUAAGUGUGACCAGUGUGAUUAUGCUUGUAGACAGGAAAGGCACAUGAUCAUGCACAAGCGUACCCACACCGGGGAGAAGCCUUACGCCUGCAGCCACUGCGACAAGACCUUCCGCCAAAAACAGCUCCUCGACAUGCACUUCAAGCGCUAUCAUGACCCCAAUUUUGUGCCUGCGGCCUUUGUCUGUUCUAAGUGUGGAAAAACAUUUACACGUCGGAAUACCAUGGCAAGACAUGCUGAUAAUUGUGCUGGUCCAGAUGGUGUAGAAGGGGAAAAUGGAGGAGAAACAAAGAAGAGCAAACGUGGAAGAAAAAGAAAGAUGCGUUCUAAAAAGGAGGAUUCCUCUGAUAGUGAAAAUGCUGAGCCAGAUUUGGAUGACAAUGAGGACGAGGAGGAGCCUGCGGUAGAAAUUGAACCUGAGCCAGAGCCUCAGCCUGUGACCCCAGCCCCACCACCUGCCAAAAAGCGGAGAGGAAGACCCCCUGGCAGAACCAACCAGGCCAAACAGAACCAGCCAACAGCCAUCAUUCAGGUUGAAGACCAGAACACAGGUGCAAUUGAGAACAUUAUAGUUGAAGUCAAAAAAGAGCCAGAUGCUGAGCCUGCGGAGGGGGAGGAAGAAGAGGCCCAGCCAGCAGCCACAGAUGCCCCCAAUGGAGACCUCACACCUGAGAUGAUCCUCAGCAUGAUGGACCGGUGAUGACAGGGCCUCACUCAUCACCAGGACUGUUUUGGGCUGUGUUUAAACGGCCUGAAUCUUAAAUUUUUCUCCCUUCUUUCUUCUUUUGGCUUUGGGAAAAGCAUCAUUUUACACCAUUUACACCAAACAUACUGAGAACGAAAACUUCAAGGAUGAUGUUAGAAAAAUGUGAUUUAACUAGAACUUGCUGUUUGAUGUUAGCAAAUCAUGGAAUGUUCUGAGUCCCUGAGGGUUUACUGUGAAGUGCUGAGGACAGUGUUGAUGCCUAACUAGUUUUCUUAGAUGGAAACAGAGACAUUGAACCCUCUCUUGAUUUAGUAAACCACUCCAGAAUGGCCACGGGUUUCCCAAAGUUCUUUGGUCUUCUUCCCAAGAGAGUUUUUAAUUGUAAAUGCAGACUUGGGAAGGACUUAGACUUUUAACCUGUUUUUUGCUUUUGCUUUUCCCUGACUCCCUUUGCUUGGAGUCAGCUGCACACCAGUAGUAUGGCAUGCUACGAUCAGUUUCUGUCCUGAAAGCUUUGCCUCUUUCUUGGCAAAGUUUCUGGUAUGGUCAAGCUUGUAAAUAACUUUUUUUACAUUUUAAUCUUUUCCAUUAAUUAAGAGGUUGAAAAGAAGUGCAGUGUAAGAAAACCCAGCAUUUUAAUUACUUGCAAAUUAAGUUGCCACGGACUAGGUGGUGUAUAAAUGUUGACAAAGAAUCGGAUUACAAUCAUGUAGCAGAAGAGCACCCAGUCUGCUGCCCGCUAGUCACGGACACCAGUGUGGAAAGGUGAUUUGCAGCCCAUGGAGCCAGCAUUUGAACCUUUUACAAUUAACUUUCAGUUGUGAUUUCCCAUCAACAUUUUCUUUGCUCUGUUUGUAGCUGAAUGUUGUAUUUUAUAAAUCUUCUGUUUAAGUCAGAAGGGUAAUUAUGAAUGGGUCACAGCAGCCCUUACAAGCUGGGCCAGAAAUUUUCACUAGGUCAGUAAUUUAAACUUUGGAUCU